AUGUUGCCGGUAUUAAUUGGAGUUGGAAUUAUUGGAAUUAUUGGCAUUGCAGUCGGCGGUGCUCUUCGUACCGCCGAUAAUAUAAGAGGAGAUGUGCAUACUUACAGAGACAAAGUCCUUGCAAAGUUUGAUCGUGUAAGAGAAGACGCAAAAUAUAUAGCAAAUCAAGGAUUGAACACAGUAGAUAAUUUUCAAAGUUUUAGCAAAGAUGUGGUGUCUACAGCAAUAAGAAAAGUAGAUGACUUGAGAAAUGAUUUAAGAAUUACUUUAUCACAAUUAUUUUCGAGAAUUGAUAGUACAAUGAGUGAUCUUCAUUAUCAUAGAAAGGAGAUAAUUGAUUGUAUCGGUCGAAAUGCAAACAAUUUAAGAAGUGAUCUUAACUCUUCAGUUUUAAAUAUUGUAAAUUCAAUUCAAUUCUCUGUCAUAUUUAUACUUUUAUUUGUAACUUGUCUUACACUUUACGGACAGCAGAACCUUAAUUGGAACUCAUUGAUUACUUUAUGUUCAUAUGUUGCUGUGAUUGGAAUAUUGAUUGAAUGUAUUUAUCAAUUUUCAACGAUAAAUUCGCUAAACUUGCCUAUCUUUCGAUCAUUCUUUUUAUGUAUUCUUUUCAUUAAAUUUCUUAUGAUUAUCAAUCCCUUUACAACAUCUUAUGCAAUCGAUCAUCGCGGAUUAUCAUUCGAUGAUUCGGUUGAAACUGCGUCAGAUGACAUUACGUUUGUUCAAAUUGUACGCAACAUCUUGCAUCUAUGCUUUUGCUUUUCGAUAGCUGGACUUGCCUAUUACUUAAUUAAAAGCGAUUUGAUAUCUCACGAUGAAUAUACGCGCAAAUAUCGCCUGCGUCCAAUCAAUAUCCCUCUUAUUCGUUAUGCAUGUUGCGGUGGUAUCUUCAUGAUAUUGAUUGUAUAUUUAACCCAAUUUAUCUGGUUUAUUAAAAAACAAACGUUUAUACAAUAUUUUGUUAAUAGUAAAUCAUAUGUAGAAUCAAACACAAAUGAAUACUAUGCAACAUUAGUAUACUAUUUAUUGGGAAUCAAUAUGCGACCCACGGUUUACAUUCAAAUUUUAUAUUGUUCUUUGCAUAUAUGCUUUUAUUUUUGA
This is a messenger RNA of Rotaria socialis, 1101 nucleotides long. The record is from the annotation of a GenBank genome assembly. Lineage: Eukaryota; Metazoa; Rotifera; Eurotatoria; Philodinida; Philodinidae.